CAAUGUGGCGGCUGGGUGCAAAUCAGAGCGAAGACGUCUUCGACGAGGAGGCGGAUGAAUUGCGGCUGUCCGCGAACGAGUGGAAUAUCUCUAUGGGGCAACGGCUAAAGGAAGGCUAUAGGGAUGGGCUAAAUGCUGGCCGAGAAUCCACCUUACAACGUGGUUUCAAUCAAGGUUACCAAGAGGGUGUGAAGAAAAUGUUAGUUCCAAGUCAAAUGAAAGGGCUUCUGAGUGCAUUGCUAUCAUGGUUUCAACUGAAUGGAAGUGAUCCUAAUCUCCUAGCCAAAGUAAACCAACUCCUUGGUGUUGCUGCUCAGCAAGAGGAGCUCAUUUUUAGAAAUCUGUGUGUAUCCCCCAAAGAAACCAGUGUCAGUGAUGUAAUGGAGUGCAUUGAAGACAUGGGUUUGGACACUCUGCCAAAGAAGCAACCAGAGGUGAGCAGCUGUAGUGAUGCUGCAAGUGAAAGCCAGGACUGUAGCAGUGAGACUGGAAAUCCUGACCCUGGAAUCAACAGUACUACUUUGUCACACAUGAGAAGUUGUAGGACUGCACCAGGAAUUGAAGCAGAAAUGGUUAAGCAGCUCUGUCGAGACUGUGCCCUCUUGUUGAAAGACUGUGAGCUGCCAUCAGAAAUAGCACUACAUUUCCAGCUGCAGCCUUGACUCUUUUCAAAAGAGUGUGUACUCGACAUUCUCCAGCAACUUUUUGGGGCUUUUAUAACUGGUUUAAUUAUCAAUGUUUGCUACUUCUAUGGGAAAUUUUAAAUAAAAUUUAAUAAAUUGUAAGGAUGAUUGUA
Molecule: messenger RNA, 796 nt
Organism: Rhincodon typus (whale shark)
Lineage: Eukaryota; Metazoa; Chordata; Chondrichthyes; Orectolobiformes; Rhincodontidae
Gene: otulina
Product: OTU deubiquitinase with linear linkage specificity a
Exons: 3
Coding region: 3-662 (219 amino acids)
Source: RefSeq, a predicted model, not a curated record